This is a messenger RNA of Phytomonas sp. Hart1, 2856 nucleotides long. Lineage: Eukaryota; Euglenozoa; Kinetoplastea; Trypanosomatida; Trypanosomatidae. The record is from the annotation of a GenBank genome assembly.
AUGCGUGAUAGGCGUUCGCUGGUGCAUCGGGGUGCAAUGGAUGGAACCUCCGUUGCUGCGGUUGAGAUGCCGAAUCCAACGGAGGAUGAGAAAAAGGAACGACACAACCUUAUCGUGAGACAUCAUCGUCAUAAAGGUAUUGUUUUCUACAUUUACUUCCUUGCCGUUGUAUUAGGUAUUCCUCUGAUGUUGGUGUAUUACUUCACUCCUUUCUUUGUACUUGAGCAACUUCGAUGCCGUGCGGGAGAUAGGUUCUUUCGGACUGACCCCACAGUGCAGACUAUCGAAAGGGAGUACGCCGACUACUUUGAAAGUCCGCCGUUGUAUCCAUCAGAUGCCUACAAUCUCUCAAUGUUUUGGGGGACCUACGAGCCCAGCCGUAUUUUUGCUAUGAAGAGCCGUUCAGCUCAGCCUGUUAUUGUGGGAAUUGCAUGGUAUGAUACGCCGGGAAAGUAUAACUUACGGCACGUCAUGCCUUUUAUACAUAAUAAAGUUAGAGCCCCGCGUACUUCAUACAAAUAUGGUUCGGAUCCAGAGAUGAUGAAAAUUCGUUGGCUUGCCCACGAUGGGAUUCACUAUGGCAAGCAAAUUAUAGUCGAUACGGCUAACAAACUGCAGAUGGAAGUGGAAUUUUUAAAAAGUCCUUCCGGGAAUGCAUGGCAUGUUCGUGUGCAUGCUCAUGUGGAAACCCCAAUUGACUUUGUGCUUUAUGUGGCUAAUGCGGACAUGAACGAGGCGGUAAGGGUCGAGGCUCCGGAUGGGCAUAAUGACGGUGACUGGAGCCCAGUCCUGAAAAGCAGGCUUCUUAACUAUCGUUCUGAAAAGGAAUCUUUCAAAUUACGUGUUUAUGAUCAUCACAGCAUGUUGUACGACACGGCUCCAUGGCGUAUUUACGGCCUUCAGACAGACGUCGACGAUAGUUUUGCCUUUACCACGGCGUAUACAGUCGGGGGAACACCGGACGAGCGUACGAUAGCUGACGGUAAAGGCAUUACGUUCGGCCAUCACGCCCAUCAGCUGCAGGAGCAAAAAAUAAAUCUACGAAAUCUGCCCGAUACGGUUUUUACCUACACCGAAACUGUUGACCAAUCGAGCUUCCGAUCACCUAAUAGUAAUUCUGGCGUGGAUUCGAACACAAAUAACGUAAUAGUAAUGAAGAAGUUCUACGAUACGGAUUUUAGACUGGAGCUUUCGUUAAGUCCGGAUCAAUCCGAUUCGGCCUCUAAUGUCGAUAAAAAAACACUCAAUGGGGAAGGUACCGAUUCCUUGCGAGCACCGUCGCCUUCGACCUACGAAGGGUUAACGGUUUGUCAGCUCUCCAACAUCUUCCGCCGGCGUGAAAAAGCAAUUCUGCGGCAUAUGCAAAACAUUUGUCGUGACUGGGUGAACGGGUUCAGAGUUAAAGGGGAUCUUUAUCAACGUAUCCUUGUCCAGACCCUUGGUGAGUCCCUUGGAUCUUUUUCUUUCAGCACCGGAUACUAUUUCGAGGCCGAAAGGAGCCUUGACGAGCUGCAGGAUCGGCUCGCCGUCGCGCAGGUCCCGUGGUCGGAUCACCAGCUAACGCGCUCGCCCUAUAAGGCGAGCGCGAUGGCCGCGGUGGGCUCCCGCACUGACGAGGCCUUUGGCCAGUCAUCCCUCACCGGGCUACAGCUUUUGUUCCUCUUGCGCUGGCAUAAGGAGCUGGUGAAGGACGUCCUGGCCUCCUGGCUGGUGGGGGCGCAGCACCCUCAGACCGGGUUCCUCCCCAGCCUCGCCGGGUUUACCCCCGGGGUUCGUUCUCUCAUGCCCGCCGAGCGGCGCUAUGAACGUCCGAGCUUCGCCAGCCCCCCGAUGCUUCUUUUAGGGCUGCGGGAGCUGCUGCACGAGAUGGCACAGAAGGAGGCCCGCCUGAAACGAGCAAAGCCCGGGAAGCGACGGAACACGCCGGGCUACUACUCGCAGGAGCAGGACGCGGAUCGGGACUUUCUCCGCGCGAUCUUGCCUUCCCUGAAACGGUGGCGGCGGUGGUGGCACGCGACGCAGUGUGGGUCGCUCGUGAAGGACGCGGCGAGGGACUGCGCCGGACGACGGCCGCUCGAGGAGUGGCCGCGCGGGGUGACUGGGGAUCCGGCGGAUCUCCUCGUCUACCGAUGGCGCUCGCGAGAUGGCCACACCCUCCCUGCGAGCGGGAUGAACGACUACCCGCGGGCGUUCUGCCCUGGGGAACAUUACAUGGAGGCCCAUGUGGAUCUUUUCUCCUGGAUUGCACUGCUUAGUAACCUGAUUUCGCAGAUCGAGGUGGAGCAUCUUGGGUUGCCUGCCAGUGUUGAUAUUGACUGGGAAGCCCACCUAGCUGCGGUACACUGGGAUAGCAAUCGCAGGCGGUACGCAGAUCGUACGGGCUGCCUGGCUCAAGAGUUUUCCCCCUACGUCGGCUAUGUGAACCUCUUCCCAAUUAUGCUUGGUGUCGUACGACAGGAUCAGGAAAAAAUCCGCGCAACUAUUCGAAUAGCCCGUAAUGAGCUGCAGACAAAGUUUGGGCUCAUGUCUGUCUCCUUCGAUUCUGUGCGGCGCUAUAGGGAGGCGGGGCUACCGCAUCACAACGUUUGGAUGGGCUACGUGUGGCCUUCCGCCAACCUUAUGUUUCUUUAUGCGCUUAAAUCCACCUACUUGGAUAUUCUCGCCGGUUCGGAUAUUAGCAAGGAUAUACAAAACUUUUACACUGAACUACGAUUAGACAUGGCUGAGACGAUACGGAAUGGGAGCCGUUGGUGGGAGUUUUAUAACCCUGUGAACGGGCGUGGUGAGGGCAGUAAGACCUACAUCGGUACUCAAGCUCUUCUUUUGGGAAUUUUAGAUGAUUUUUCAUCCAAAUAA